Messenger RNA from Lobosporangium transversale, 1814 nucleotides. RefSeq lists its product as hypothetical. The record is from RefSeq and is a predicted model, not a curated record. The coding region runs from base 218 to 1531 and encodes 437 amino acids. Gene Ontology annotation, molecular function: protein binding. The transcript has a single exon. Lineage: Eukaryota; Fungi; Mortierellomycota; Mortierellomycetes; Mortierellales; Mortierellaceae.
CUGCUCCUUCCUCAUCCUAAGCACCCCUACCCUGAGUCGAAAGAGUGUCAAGUCACAUGAAUUUCAGUUUUUCCUUUUUUAGAAGUCAAACAUCAUUCUUUUUUCUCCUCAGGAUGGAGCUGAGCGAGCCAAUUCACCAUGCUCACUACAAAGUGUCAUCACCACCUAAAAAAGAAAGAAGAAAAGAUAAUCUCAACUCCAUUCCAUCCCUUUUUGCAUGAUGGACAACCUCAAAUUAAAUCCAAAAAUCAUUUUGAUUAUUGGUGGCUUCCUAAACCGGAAGGACCUUCUACGUUGUAUUCGUGUCUCCAAGACCUUUCACGAUACUCUUGUCGGAUUCAUUUGGAAAAAAGUCCUCGUUUGCCAUCGCACAAGACAUUUUACUAAGGAAAUGGUGGAGGAACACAAGAAAUAUAUUGAAGAGCUUGAGUUUCUUCAUAGAUUUCCCGACGUAUAUAUAUCAUUGAAAGGGCUUGAUCGCCUCAAACACAUCAGUUAUAUUAUGGGAGAAUAUUAUGACCUGUCCUAUCUUUCCUAUCUUCCCGAUCUCAUCAAGGCUCACGGAUCCACAAUUACGAAGCUAUCAUUUAAGCAAUCGACUUUACGAGAGAUAUGGGAAGCAGCACUAGAAUGCAUCCAUCUUGAGGACCUAACCGUUUGUCGUAUGAGGCUAAGCAGUGAUAUCGUGGAUUUAUUUUUUCAAAUCUGCAAGAAGAUUAAGCGCUUGGAUAUGCAAAAUGUAUAUCUCGAUGGGCUUCCUUCCAACUUCUUGAGCGACAACACGGACAAAUUCAUCUUCUCAAAUGUGACCACACUAGCCCUUUGGGAUGUCGAUAUAGACCUGCCUCUAUCGGAGACGUCAGAGUAUUGCCUCAGCAUGUUUAUUAAGAGAUGUCCGGGAUUGCAGUCACUGCAACUUGAUGGAUAUCAAAGCAAUUUGUACGCGGCAGCAUUCCUUCAUCAUUCCUUCACACUGACAAAUCUAUCAGAGCUAUUUAUUGACUGCCGCCGAGGCGAGGCAUCAGUAGUGGAUAUCUACGGUCCCAUGUAUUUAAACGACGGGGAUCUGGCGGCACUUCUCAGACAGAUGACUGAACUAAGGCAACUACGUGCUCCACAUUGUGGUUUUGGCCCAGCUUCCCUUCGAGAAUUGCUAGCAGAAGAGCAAGAGAGCCUGGAAGACGGACGUAAAGUACUAAAGAGAAGGAGUCAGAGGCUUUGCGAUACAGUUGAGGUGCUGGACUUCAAAAUAUACAGCAAAAAGACUGAAGAUGUUGCUGAAUCGAUCUUAUCCAAUUGUCCACGUCUGAAGAGUUUCUAUGGAUCUAGAGAGUUCUCCAGCACCCCAUCCUACAGCCCAUCCUACAGCCCAUCCUACAGCCCAUCCUACAGCCCAUCCUACAGGCCAGCCACCCCGUCUUAUGACCCAUCCGACAGCCCAGUUAGCCCGUCUUAUAGCCCACCCUAUAACCCAUCCUACAACGCAGCCAGUCCGUCUUUUAGCCCGACCAACCCGGUCUCUUCUCCAUGAUACCCCGGAUCAUACAUCAUGAUAAACAGUAAAGUUAAGUACUGGAUCUAGUCGCUUCUAGUAAAAGCAUGUCAAACUGCGUUGGGCCAGAGCCAGUUUUUGAAGAGUAGCGAGUUUACGCUGUAGCACACCUGUUUUAGAAUAUUCAGAAGUAUUGAGUGAAACUAGAUAUCUAUGCUGACGACUGAAAUAUGAAGUUUGCAAACCAGUAAAAUUAAUAUGAAACAACGAAAGUCCUUUCAAAUAGCAUGGAAACUGUUGAAUAUAUGCAAUUUCCCAUGAG